AUGGGCAUCCUCUUCAAGCUCGUCGCCAGCUCGGCAGCAGUCGCAGGCGCCGGCCUGUACCUCGCUCCCGACCUCGCCCACCAGCAGCUCGCACACGCCACCGGCCGCACCGCCCCGGCUCCCUCGUCCUCGUCCACCUCGUCCCCUCGACCGGCCGACCCGGAGACCCUCUCGCUGUACGACUCGCCCCCGCAACCGGCCCUCCUCGUGCCCGUCAAGUCGCCCUUGCAGGACGAGGUCGCCCUCGCCCGCUCGCACGCCCAGAUGGCCCUCGACCGCGCAGCACACGCCACCCACGACCUGCGCGAGACCCUCGUCGGCUACGAGCGCCACGCCGAGGUCGCCCUCAAGUCGGUCAUCUCGGACAAGGACCAGCUCAACCCCAACGCCUUCUACGUCGCCGUCGCCACCCUCGCCGGCUCGAUCGUCGGCCGCAACCGCAUCCUCCUCCGCCUCUCGCUUCCGCCCCUCUUCCUCCUCGGCUCGACCGCCUACUUCCUCCCCAACUCGUGGGACAAGAUCGUGCCGCGCCUCGGCCUCUCGGACGACUGGAAGUACGCCAACGCCCGGGCAAAGGUCCGCGACGCCAAGCACAAGGUCGAGGACAAGGUCAAGGCGUGA
This is a messenger RNA of Rhodotorula graminis WP1, 621 nucleotides long. RefSeq lists its product as uncharacterized. The transcript is spliced from 6 exons. Gene Ontology annotation, biological process: cristae formation. The coding region runs from base 1 to 621 and encodes 206 amino acids. NCBI's taxonomy places the organism in Eukaryota, Fungi, Basidiomycota, Microbotryomycetes, Sporidiobolales, Sporidiobolaceae. The record is from RefSeq and is a predicted model, not a curated record. Gene Ontology annotation, cellular component: MICOS complex; mitochondrial crista junction.